CUGUUCCCACUCCCCAUUUUUAAGUUCGCUCCUCCGUUCAAAUAUUGCAGAAAUACCAAAAAGUCUACCCCGUCCGGUCAGAUGAACAUGAAGUUAGGGUUUUAGUUUAAAACUUCAAUCUCCAUCCGGGGACCUCGGACUUCUCUAGAUUCCGGAUUUUAAUUUUAUGUUUAAGUACUGUACCCUAAAUUCUCCACCAAACUGCCUCACUCCGUUGCUUUCUGUUUUGGAUUAUCGUUUUUCACGAUCCUCACAGAAACCCGUAUACAAGUGCAAUGGCGUCGACGAUGCAGUCCCAAAUGACCUCCAAAAAGCGAGAGGCUGCUCCGGUGAGCAGAGAGGAUGACCGGCUGAUUAUUACUCCAUUAGGAGCCGGCAAUGAAGUGGGUCGGUCCUGCGUUUAUAUGUCUUACAAAGGAAAAACUGUCUUGUUCGAUUGUGGGAUUCAUCCGGGUUACUCUGGAAUGGCUGCGUUGCCUUACUUUGAUGAAAUUGAUCCUUCAACAAUCGAUGUUCUACUUGUAACUCAGUAUGCUUUCUUUCCCUUACUUGUAGACUAUCUGCACUAGCCUCAUAUUCUUUCCUCUCUUUUUUUGCUUCCUGAUUGAGUGCGUGAGUGUGGAUUGAGAAGGGAGGAGGACGGUUGUUGUAGAUGUAAUUUUGAACUGUGUGGAGGUUUAUAGCAACAGGGUACUGUGGUCUAGUACGAGGCUUCGAUUUUGUAGCUGUUGUGAGUCUGUGUCUUUGACUUUGAGUUUAUCUUCAUACUCAUUAUUCUGGCCACUGAUACAAUGUCUGGCAUUUGAUCAUAAUUCUGUUAGAACAAACAAAACUGAACUUUACGUUGCUGGCCUAGUAUCUUCUGGAAUAAGGUUGCACUUGAGUAGUUGAGUUGUUAUAGUCAUCAUCAUCGUCUGAAUUCUGCCUCUCUUUAUAUUCGUGUUAUGCAACAUGGAUAAUCAUUUGAAAUUUUCUGUUACUGAAGAAUUUCCCCAUUCUGUGUGCAACUUUCAUCCCUCAUUCAUCUAAAUGAUUUUAUAUUAGUAUAUUCAUCUGAUCAUUGGGUGUAUAUCUCUACUCAUGUUUGUUCAUCAUUCACCAUUGGGUGUAUAUUUCUACUCAUGUUUGUUCAUUAUUCACCUUUGCUCCCAUUCUUGCUCUUACUAUCUGGCAUUCCUUCUUGGUACUGAUAUGAUUUUUAUUUGCAGCUUCCAUUUAGAUCAUGCUGCUUCGCUCCCAUACUUUUUUGAGAAGGUUCGACAGACUGUGGUUAUCAAUGUUUCUAAUAAUUGUGAACUUGUUUCUUCAUGUCUGAGUUCAUUGCUUCUUUCUUUUUCAGACAACAUUUAAAGGGCGAGUUUUCAUGACUCACGCGACUAAAGCCAUAUACAGGUUACUUUUGACUGAUUAUAUCAAAGUAAGCAAAGUCUCAGUUGAAGAUAUGUUGUACACUGAGAAAGACAUUGAGAACUCCAUGAAUAAAAUUGAGGUUUGUAUAUGUUUUGUUACCUUCAGGUUGUUCUUCUACCAUUUUCAAAGAUAAUUACGUAUACACACAUUUAUUUGGCUGGCUUUUUUGCGGCUGUUCAUAGUGGGGGGUGAGAUUAAUAAAGAAGUAAAAGAUUAUUGGACAAUAGUCUUCUGGCACCUUAGGGAGAAUUUUAGAUUAUUGUGCGAUAUAACACCAUAAAUGUUAUUCAAAAUGAAGGGACUUCAGCUGCAUUUCUCUCUCUCUCUCUCUCUCUCUCUCUCUCUCUCUCUCCAAUUUUUACUCUAAUGGAUGAACUGUCACUAUAGCUAGCUUGCAUUUUUCCUGCCAUUUCAACGAUUAUUACUGCAAUUUUGGGACCUGAGUUUUGUGAGUUCAAAGCUUGCUCCUUUAAGUUCGUAUUUUGAUUGCACUGACUAGUUUCACUCUUCUGUAGGUUAUUGACUUCCACCAGACUCUGGAAGUCAAUGGUAUCCGCUUCUGGUGUUAUACUGCAGGUCAUGUCCUUGGUGCUGCAAUGUUUAUGGUGGAUAUUGCUGGUGUCCGAGUUCUUUAUACUGGAGACUAUUCCUGUGAGGAGGAUAGACAUCUUCGAGCUGCUGAACUCCCCCAGUUCUCUCCAGAUGUUUGCAUCAUUGAGUCAACCUACGGGGUGCAACUUCAUCAGCCACGGCAUAUUCGAGAGAAUCGUUUUACUGAGGUCAUUCAUAAGACAGUUUCUCAAGGUGGUCGUGUUUUGAUCCCUGCUUUUGCUCUUGGUCGAGCCCAAGAACUUCUUUUGAUAUUGGAGGAGUAUUGGUCAACCCAUCCUGAGCUCCACAAUGUCAAAGUCUAUUAUGCGUCUCCUCUUGCCCAGAGGUGUAUGAAAGUGUACCAGACAUACCUCAAUUCGAUGAAUGAAAGAAUCCGCAAUCAACCCAGCACUUCAGAUCCCUUUGACUUCAAGCACAUAUCAUAUUUAAAAAGCAUUGACAAUUUUAGUGAUGUUGGUCCCUCGGUGGUGAUGGCAAGUCCUGGUGGGCUUCAGAGCGGUUUGUCUAGACAGCUUUUUGAGAAAUGGUGCACAGACAAGAAGAAUGCUUGUAUCAUACCUGGGUAUGUUGUCGAAGGGACCCUGGCAAAGACUAUCAUCAAUGAACCCAAGGAAGUGACCCUGAUGAGUGGGAUGAGUGUUCCUCUGAACAUGCAAGUGCAUUAUAUUUCCUUCUCAGCUCAUGCAGAUUAUGCUCAGACAAGUAAAUUCUUGAAAGAGCUUAUGGCUCCCAACAUCAUCUUGGUUCAUGGUGAAGCUAAUGAGAUGGGAAGGCUUAAGCAGAAGCUCGUGUCCGUCUUUGCUGAUGGAAAUACUAAGAUUAUAACCCCCAAGAACUGCCAGUCUGUCGAAAUGUACUUCACAUCUGAGAAAAUGGCAAAAACCAUCGGGAAGCUGGCUGAAAAGGUCCCUGAAGUUGGUGAUACCGUCAGUGGGUUGCUUGUAAAGAAAGGGUUCACAUAUCAGAUUAUGGCACCUGAUGAUCUGCACGUCUACUCCCAGCUCUCCACAGCUAAUGUAACCCAAAGGAUUACAAUUCCCUAUUCAGGAGCCUUUGCUGUUAUCAAACAUAGACUUAAGCAGAUUUACGAGAGUGUGGAGGCCUCAACUGAUGAGGAAUCUGGGGUUCCAACAUUGAGAGUUCAUGAUCUGGUGACUGUAAAGCAAGAGUCGGAGAAUCACAUCUCGCUCCACUGGGUAGCAGACCCUAUUAGUGACAUGGUCGCAGACUCUAUAGUGGCUCUUGUUUUGAAUGCAAACAGGGAGAUGUCCAAGGUGGUACUGGAAUCGGAACCUUUAGUAACAGAAGAAGAAGAUGCUGGAAAAGCCGAAAAGAUUGUGCACUCGCUUCUUGUCUCCCUCUUUGGAGAUGUGAAAUUAGGGGAGAACGGGAAGCUUGUCAUAACUGUUGAUGACAAUGUAGCUCUACUCGAUAAACAAAGCGGGGAGGUUGAAAGUAAGAAUGAGGUUCUCAAGGGACGUGUAAAGACUGCCUUCCAGCGGAUACAAAGUGCAGUGAAGCCAAUCCCUCUUUCAGUUUAGGCUAGCUCUCUUGCUUUUUAGUUCGGUAACUUGUAGUCCAGAGAGUACGAUCGUCAACUGCUUAAGAACCGGAAAGAAAGGAUUUUUUUGUUGCAUUUGCCUGUAAGCUGUAUGUAGAUUAGAAGAACUGAGUGUUAAGAAUUUGACUAUUUUAGUCAUCUUUUUGCACAUGAUCAAGUCAAUUUCCCGAAACUCUCUUGCUAUAUUUUCCAAGUUCGCAUUUAAGACUGUUAUGUAAUUUGGCCAGUUUGACUGUUCAAUUGACAUUGUCGGAGUAAUUAAAAAGGAAUUUAGUUAUUGUACUGCUAUUGUUUUGACUCGAAGUCAUGAAGCACAGUACUUGCGCAAAU
Oldenlandia corymbosa var. corymbosa is the source of this 3913-nucleotide messenger RNA. NCBI's taxonomy places the organism in Eukaryota, Viridiplantae, Streptophyta, Magnoliopsida, Gentianales, Rubiaceae. The record is from the annotation of a GenBank genome assembly.